Molecule: messenger RNA, 4303 nt
Organism: Xyrauchen texanus (razorback sucker)
Lineage: Eukaryota; Metazoa; Chordata; Actinopteri; Cypriniformes; Catostomidae
Gene: pgm2l1
Product: phosphoglucomutase 2-like 1
Exons: 14
Coding region: 511-2370 (619 amino acids)
Biological process (GO): carbohydrate metabolic process
Molecular function (GO): glucose-1,6-bisphosphate synthase activity; intramolecular phosphotransferase activity
Source: RefSeq, a predicted model, not a curated record
UGCUGGUUAAGGCAGUUUGCACCGAAAUAAAUGGUUUCAGUGCCAAAAAACAUUCCCAUCGAAGACGUAUUUAUGACGUGACGCGCGAUUAUAACAACUGUCUCGGUCACAUCGGCCAAACCACAGCCAAUGCUAACUGCAUGUGGCUCACCAGCUGCUUUUGGUGAGGAAGUGUGGUUAGAGUUCAAGUGAACUAAACACAAUAUAAGGCAGCUAGAGCGUGUUCGUAUUUCCUUCGAUUUGGCAUAUGGACAAGGAUAAAUUGACGCGAAGCAAUAUUUUAACAUGCACGCAUUGCAACGGGUUGAAUCCAUGAGGAUUGUGGAUCUGUGUCAGUCUGAUCUCUCUCUCUUGGUUUCCUUUUUGACCCAUUUGAAUGGUCCAACCUGUGACGUCACUCGGCAUUUUCCGACCAUGCUGUGCGCAACAACAUUCAGUCGCACCGUUUAGAAGCAGCCGGGAUUGAGGAAGUUUCCAUCCAAAGGCUCCUGUCUGGGAACUACUGCUAGAAUGGGUUCUAACGGAGACGUCAACGCAAACUCCGAGUGUCUCGGCAGCUCUGGGGAACCGAUCCUAGACAAAGCGGUCAGUCAGUGGAUUACCUGGGAUAAGAAUCGUCAUACACGGGAGCAGAUUGAGACUCUGGUGCGAGAGGGCCGUGUGGUGGAGCUGAAGAAGAGGUUGUGCUCCAGGAUGACGUUUGGAACAGCUGGCCUAAGAGCCUCCAUGGGGGCAGGGUUUGCUCGCAUCAACGACUUGACUAUCAUUCAAUCUACGCAGGGGUUGUACAAAUACUUAGCCAAAUAUUUCCCUGACCUAAACACAAGAGGACUCGUAGUUGGAUAUGACACUCGUGCCCAAGCAAGCAGUGGCUGCACCAGUGAACGACUUGCACGGUUGACUGCAGCUGUUUUUCUUUGUAAAGAUAUCCCUUGUUAUCUAUUCUCUACAUAUGUGCCUACCCCAUUUGUGCCGUACGCUGUGAUGAAGUAUGGAGCUGCAGCUGGAGUCAUGAUCACUGCUUCUCAUAACAGAAAAGAGGACAAUGGAUACAAGGUUUACUGGCACAAUGGAGCGCAGAUCUCCUCACCACAUGAUAAGGAGAUCUUGUGUUGCAUUGAAGAGUGUACUGAGCCCUGGGUUGAGUCCUGGAAUGAGGACCUUGUUGAGAGCAGCCCACUAAGGAAAGACCCUCUAGAGGAUGUCUGCCGCUGGUACAUGGAAGAGCUAAGCACUGUCUGCUUCCACAGAGAACUUAACGCAAAGUCUCCGCUGAAGUUUGUCCAUUCAUCUUUCCAUGGUGUUGGUCACGACUAUGUCCAGAGAGCUUUUCAGCAAUUUGGCUUCCCACCUCCUAUUCCUGUUCCAGAGCAGAAAGAUCCUGAUCCAGAGUUUUCCACUGUCUCUUGUCCUAAUCCAGAGGAAGGACAAUCAGUCUUGAAAUUGUCCCUUCAUUUAGCUGAGAGAGAAGGGGCCCACAUUGUGAUGGCCACAGACCCUGAUGCUGAUCGCCUUGCUGUUGCAGAGCAGAAUGACAAUUGCAGUUGGAAAGUGUUCACGGGAAAUGAGUUAGCUGCAUUGCUCGGUUGGUGGAUGUUAUUUAACUGGAAGGAAUCACACCCAGACCCAGCAGACACUGAGAGAGUAUACAUGCUGGCCACCACUGUUUCAUCCAAAAUACUUGAUGCUUUUGCACGCAUAGAGGGUUUCCAUUUUGAGGAAACAUUGCCAGGCUUCAAGUGGAUUGGAAAUAGAAUCCAUGAGUUAACAAAAACAGGAAAGGAGGUCAUUUUUUCCUUUGAAGAAUCCAUUGGCUUUCUGUGUGGAAACAUGGUUCUUGAUAAAGAUGGAGUCAGUACAGCAGUGGUUGUGGCUGAGAUGGCUGCGUAUCUACACACCAAAAACCUUUCCUUGAACCAACAACUAUGUAACAUCUAUGAAAUAUAUGGCUAUCACAUUUCCAGAACCUCCUAUGUUGUUUGCCAUGACCGUCCCACUAUCAAUAGAAUAUUUAGCCAUCUGCGCAACUUCGGAGGUCAGGAUGUAUACCCAGGGUUAUGUGGUGGUUACUGCAUCACACACAUCAGAGAUGUGACCACUGGUUAUGACAGCAGUCAGCCUGACAAAAAAUGUGUCCUUCCCUUGUCCAAAAACAGCCAAAUGGUCACAUUCACAUUUCAGAAUGGCAUUGUUGCUACUCUGAGGACCAGCGGGACUGAACCAAAGAUCAAGUAUUACACCGAAUUCUGUGCAUCACCAGGAGAACGCGAUAUCUCUUGUCUGGAGGAAGAGUUAAGAAAAGUGACCUCUGCUCUAGUUGAAGAGUUUCUAGAACCUGACAAGAACAACCUGAUCCGCCGAUCAGAAUAGCUUUAUUUUAGUUCUAGUGGGAAGUUUGUUGUCCUCAUGGGCAUUUCAUUUAAAAUCAGCCCCAAAGGCCGGUUAGUAAACUGUCAUGUGAAUGUUGUUUUAUCACUGUGAAAUAAUUUAAAGCAUAAUCACUUUAUGGCUUUCAAACCAAGAAAGAAAUAUUCAAGUAAACAUGACUGCUCGUUUUUCAAUUUAGUAGUUCAUAUAUGGCACGUUUUGACAUGAAUAAUUUUUUUUUUAUAACACAACCAGAAAAAAAGCCACAGGCUUUCAUUUUAUUUCUAUUACUUAUUUCAAGAACCCAUGUCAGUUUUGCCUUGGUCUUUGAGUGUUCUACAUUAUCACCAUUACAGUUCUGUUGCUUCAGGGAUAUGGGGUCAGGAUUUAAACUAUAUAUGGGGUCAGGAUUUAAACUGUUCAUCUUUCUCAUUUGAUAAACAUUCACUCCACCUAGACCUAUUUUCAGUUUGUACCGUUAUUCUUAAAGUUGUACUCCUAGAGCUGCUGCUGCUACCGUUACACUAUGUGCAUGUGUAGCCUAUUUGUGUGGACUCAUAAAGUGUCCAUAUUAGAUACAGUAUAGUGUUGAUGUUCACACUCACAAAGCAUUGUAUGUUUAGAUACUUAUACUGGAAAACAAGACAAAGAACAUGUUUUUUUGUUUGUUUGUUUUUUCUCCAAGUUCUCUUGCACUUAUCCUUGUAAAAAGACAAAAGGCUAGUUAGUGCUGUCUUUUCUGAAGUAAAGGUUAUUUUUUUAAGUGCAAUAAAAUAACUUCCCUAUAUAUUUAUGUUGCCCUAUCACUAUACAAUCAGUCAAAAAGCAAUUUCUAACAUUUUGUUUUUACCAUUGUAUUUAUACUAUUUUUAUUUAUGAAUUGGAUUUAUUCUUUACUCUCAUAACAUUUCUUUGUGACAUGAAAUACCCAGACUGCUGUUGUUGUACUGUAACACUGAGUGUGUAUUACAAAUAUCCUUAAUGUGUUGUUUGAUUGAAGACAAGACAUAUUCUUGAUUUUGUCUUGAUUAUUUGCUUUCCCAAAAAUGUAAUGUAAACUUAUUUAGUUGGUUCUUUAUGAAAUCUGUGUAAAAGAGUGUAACUGAUAUAAUUUUUGAGGUGAAAAAAAUAUAUAGAGAGAGAGAGAAUGAAUGAUAAUCAAAUGAAGAACCAUAUUUUCUUUAGAGUAUCCUUCUGUACAACAAUGUUUUUUUGUUUUCUAUACAAGCAUUUCAAGGUAAAUAUUUAUUUGCAGUGCAGCUGUGAUAUUCCUUAUACUGUAUAUGAUGUAUAUUGUAUGUCAACCCUUAUACAAAAGAAAUGUUGUAUUUGUAACUUGUUGCAAUUUCUUUUUGGGGAAAGAAUUAUAUGCACUUUCAAUUUUGGACAUUAUUCUAAGCCAAGUAACCUGUGAGCUACAGUGGCAAGUAAAAGUAUGAUAACCCUUUGGAGUUACCUGUAUUUAUGUAUACAGUUGUCUUAAAAUCUGGUUUGAUCUUCAUGUAAGUUACAAUAAUAAGCAAACACAAUCUGUUUAACAAAUAAUGCACAAAUUAUUGUUCUUGUACAUAUUGAAUACAUAAUUUUAAACAUUCACAGUAUAGGUUGGAAAACGUUUGUGAACCCUUAGCCUAAUGACGUAAACAUACGCUAAUUUGAGAAAGGGUUACAAAGUUAUUCGAAGAGCUUACUCGAAGAGUCCACAGUUAGACAAAUUGUCUAUAAAAUGAGAUGAUUUAUUACUGUGGCUACUCUCCCUAAAAGUGGCUGUCUAGCCAAGAUGACUCGAAAGGCACACCGCAGAAUACUCGGGUGAGGUAAAAUGGAACACUAGAGUGAAAGCUAUAGACUUCAAGGAAACAUUAGCCUAGUUCCAUCCACUUUUCGCACCAUUUUGUUAUCGACAAAGUGAAAAUGUGUAAAAUAAAAGAUUUUG